UCUAGCAGCUGAUUGAGACGAAGUGAAUGAGGAAAAAUCAUACAAUCAUUUUUAGAGUUUCAGAGCUGAACUAAGAACAGAUGAAUUCAGAACAGUUCAGGUCUUCCUUUUUUCCACCAUCUACCUGUCAAAACAUAUCUAUUUAUAUACAUCUCUUUUCAUUCUUUUAUUUUCUCAUUUUUUAGACUACAAGACCUACAAUUGUCUGUGUGUUCAGCAUGGUUUGGAUUACAGUUAUCAAAAAUAUAAGCAAAGUGCAACCAUCGGAUUAACUGAUUUUAAUGAAAUUUUCUGUGUUUUUAUAGCUCAUUUUUUAUCAAUCAAACCGUGAUUUUACCUCUCUCUUUCUCGAUGUUUCCUUAUUUUAUAUCAUCAUCAAUUCUUUUGAAAUUACUUUCUCUUUGUCAAAAAAGUGAAAGUCAAUGUUGAUGUUCUUGUUCUUAUCCUUUCUGUUGAUACCAUCACAGUUAUUCACAGUUUUCUUACCUCCAUCUCUCAAGUCACCAUCAAUUCUAUUGUCGUUAAAAACUAUUGAAAAAUCACCAAGUUUGACAUCAUUCUGAUUGCUUCUUACAUGGAUACCAUAUUUUGUAAAGAUCUCUUGCUACAAUUGAUCAUAAAUAGUUAUUUAAGUGUGAGGCCUGAAGAAGGUAUUAAAUGAAACAUAUUAGUUAUCCGAUUUGCUUUCAUUUCCUUCUUCUCUUAACCAUUCAGCCAAAGGCCUUUAAAACGGCUUAUCUUUCAAGGCAACAUGAAACACCAUGGAACCCUGGUAUUGGUCGGGUCUUUGGCAUGUUUUCUUGUUUUAAGUGAAUCUUUACCCUACAGUGAAGAUGAAGUUGAUCGGUCUUCAACCUCUUACUCCUCAUCAGCUUCAUCAACACCACCAAGAAUGCCAAAUCAUGUGAUGGUAUCACCUUUAACAGUGGCCAAUAAUAAAUCUUUUGUUCCAAAUAGUAAUAAUAAUAAUAUUGAUAGUAAUUCUCGGAAUGUGACUGCUAUCGGUUCAUUAGCUGAUGCACCAUCAUUACCAUCAUCUUUAUCACCCUCACCUUCACCAUCUUCAUCAUUAUCUCCAUCAUCAUCACCAUCAUCUAGUAGUUUUAGUAGUUUUUUGCAAAGUAACAGAAAUUUACCAUCAAACACAAAUAUCAAUAAUGUUAGCAAUGUGACAAUUCCAUCUUACAUGCUUUCAAGAGCUUUAAACAUUUCAUCUCCAAGUGAAGGUCUGAUGAAUGCUCAAGUGUUUCCUAAUGCUCAAGUUCUUAAGGAAACACUGAAUGAUACUGCAAUACUUAGGUGUAAAAUUAAUGUAAAUACUCCUCUAAAAAAUGUUAUUUGGGAGAAGUUAAUAACCUCCAAAACUAAUAAUUAUGAUAAUAGUGAUACCAAUAAUAGCAAUAAUGAUGACAAGAAGGCAUUACAAAGUGAAUUCUGGGAACCCAUAAUUUACGAUGAUCGAAGAUUUCUUGGUACAAAUAAUAAUAACAAUGGCAAAGGACCUAAAGCCAGCAAUAAUUCAUCUUCUGGUGAUGAUUUAGACCGAUUUAGCUUAACAAUUAGAUCUCUACGGAAAAGUGACAAUGGAACCUAUGUAUGCAGAGGAUUUAGUGAGAAAUCAAAUGAAACGUUUUCCCGUUUAGAUUUAUUUGUCAUUGAACCAGCUAAAUUGGAUAUACUUGCCAUUGAACCAAUUAAUCCUAGAAGUGUUAACAUUUCAUGGCUAUUACGUAGUAAUGGUAACACCCAGGUUCACAGGAUAUACCUUGAAGUGAGAAACAUCACUGAAUCUGGUGACUCUGAAUGGGUAGAAAUUGAUGGAAACAUUGCGCCCAAUCGAACCGGAUCUUAUACCGUUUUCCGGUUAAUACCAGCUUAUUCUUAUGAGUUUCGUUUAGCUGCUUUCAAUGAUGCCGGCCAAUCAGAUUGGGUUACAGCUAAUGUAACUAUGCCACCGGAUGUUCCAUCGCCGGUUACCCAGCUUCAUGUGCUUUCUCGAACCAAUGAAACCAUUUGGAUUGGAUGGAGGAAACCUCCUGAAGACAAUGGAGCCGAUAUCAUUGAAUACAUUCUGGAAUUAAGUGAUGCCGAAGAUCGUUUAUUGUAUAACAAGUCAUUCCAAAUCAAUCGUGAAACUGGAGGAAGUGGAUCAAGGUUGAUGUUCAUGUUUGUUGGUUUGGUUCCUGCUACCAAUUACACCGUUAGAGUUAGAGCUUGUUCAUCUCUUGGUUGUGGCAAAUGGUCAGAUCCCAAGUUUCAAGUGUCAACUUUGGAUGGAAUUGCUGAAGCACCAGAAAAUGUUGUUCUUCGCUGCUAUUAUGAUUUUCAGAGAUCAUCUAAUCGAGUAAAUAUCACCUGGGAUCCACCUUCCAGAUCAAGAGGAACAAUUGUUGGUUAUAAUGUAUCACUAGAGGGUCAUUCAUCCUACCGUAACAGUGAAAAUCAAAUGGAAAUGGACAAUUUCAAGAAAAUUUAUCCCAUUGAAAGCAAUGAAACAAGCUUAAGUUUAGAUGUUAAACCCAAUACCAAUUAUACAGUUAGAUUAUGUACUCUUAACAAAGCUGGAUGCGGUGAAUUGAGUGUCAUCACUAAAAGUACAAUGUGCUAUUCAUUACCAACAGUCCCGUCAAGUAUUCCUGGUGCUGGUUCACUGUUAUCCUUAGCUGAUCCAGAUGAUCCAUUUUGUCGACAGUUAAAGUUGAAAAUUCCACGCAUUUCUGAAAGAAAUGGACACAUUAAAUGUUUUAAAAUAGUGAUAAUCAAAUUGCCAAAGAACACCGAAACCAAUCUGGUCUUACCUCCUACACCUUCCAAUGUAAAUAUAACUUCCUACAGUUACGUCCAUUCACCAGCAUUUGACUCCCUUCAAAGUAAUGAUUCAUCGGUUGUCGGUGCAUACAUUGCUGAUGAAUUGUCAGCAGAUAAUUUGCCUGAUGAGAUAAUUAUUGGUGAUGGUGAACAUUCAACCUGUGAAGAUGGUCGAAUACCAAGGCGAAUCGAUCCCGGAUAUAUAAUGACGACACCAAGUGACAUUCACAACAACCGUAACAAUCUUGUUAACACCGUUAAUCCUAGCAACAGUAUACACAUUAAUAUUCACACUGAUAAUCCUAGCAACGACAAUAAUUUAAACUUUAGUAAUAAUGGUAAUUUAAAUUAUGGACCUCAUUAUUCAACAAUUAGUUUAACUUCAUUGGAUAAAUUGAUUGCCGAUGGACCAUUGGAUUCAUCAACCAAUUAUACCGGUUUCAUUGAGGUUCGAGUCUUGGGACCCAACAAUGUUUACAUUACCAAACAAAGCGAUUACUUUGAUCCAAUAACAACCGGCACUUUUGACCCAAGAAUAGGUUCUCUCUCUCCUUUAUCACCCAUCUUUGCCUCUCUCAGUGAUUCAGCAGCAGCUAUAUUAUUUGGUAUUGUUUGUGGCCUUGCUUUGGUUCUUUUUUCAGUCCUUUCUGUGAUCUGUUUCUUGCGAACAAAAGUCGACGACUCUCUCAGUGACACGGGUGACGAUGAACGCCUUGGCCUUACUGCAUUACUUCGACGAACUGUUGUGGGUACAAAAAAUGGACACAUUAUUUCCAAUGGUGUCAUUGGUUCAAUAAAUGGACAUAAAUGGAUUGGCCAACCUAUUCCAAUACAAAACCUGCCCAAUGUAUUUAUUGAGCGACAUGCCAAUUCUGACCUUUUAUUUCAAGCAGAGUUUGAGGCAUUACCUGAAAAUUUUGCUGAUCGAACCUCAAUUGACUCCAAUUUACCCGAAAAUGUUGCAAAAAAUCGUUAUCCUGAUAUCAAAUGUUACGAUCAGACGCGAGUAAAGUUAACACCAAUUGAUAAUCAACCCGGUUCAGAUUAUAUAAACGCCAAUUUUGUUGAAGGCUAUAAAGGAAGAAAGGUUUACAUUUGUGCCCAAGGACCCAUUGAGAGGACAAUAACUGAUUUUUGGAGAAUGAUUUAUGAACAAAAAGUCAGCGUUAUUGUAAUGUUGACCGGAAUCGAGGAACAUGGUAAAAUCAAGUGUUCCCAGUAUUGGUCCGAUUCGGGUUGUAAAGAGAUUGAUAAACUGUACACCGUUACCCUGACAAGUUGCACCAAAUAUUCCGAUUUUAUAAUUCGUCGUUUCAUUUUAACCAAAUGUGAUGAAUCAGCUGAUGAAGAGGAAGUUCCCAGAGAUGUUUUACAAUUUCAUUUCCUUCUUUGGAAAGAUUUUCUCGCCCCUGAACAACCUUCAUGGUUAUUGAGGUUUAUUAAGCGUGUCAAUGAACACUAUUGUCCCGACAAGGGACCUCUAUUGGUUCAUUGUUCAGCUGGUGUUGGACGUACGGGUACAUUUAUUGCCAUUGAUUCGUUAAUUCCUGAAAUAACUUGCGGAACCUCAAUCAACAUUUACGAGUGUGUCUCUCAAUUACGUUACCAGCGCAACUUUUUAGUUCAAUCAUUUAAACAAUAUAUUUUUGUCUAUCGCGCUCUCAUGGAGUUUGCCCAAUUUGGCGAUACCGAGAUUGAAAUUUGCCAUCUUAAAGAUCAUUAUCGUCAAUUAAAGGAGCAAAAAUUUGAAGGUAACAUCAACGGAGUUAUGGCUGAAUUUGAUAGAUUAAACGAGGUAAUUGAAGAUACUAAAUCAUGUUGUGUUGGCCUAAUGGAUAUGAAUAUGAGCAAAAAUCGCUAUGAUUUUAUUAUUCCUUAUGAUAUUAAUAGAGUUAUUUUACCGCCUUCACCUACCAAGGAAAAUUCAUCUUAUAUUAAUGCAUCUUUUGUUCAGGGUUAUGAUCGUUGCCUGUCAUUCAUCGUUACUCAAGAUCCCUUAGAAAGUACAGUUUUGGACUUUUGGAGAAUGAUUUUGGAGCAAAAUGUUAAAAUUUUGGUUAUGCUGUCCGAGUUGGGCGAUGGACAGAGUAAAUGCUUCUGUUAUUGGCCCAAAGGCGAACAAAUUCACGAUUAUGUUAAAAUAAUUCCAGAAAGUGAAGAGGAAUUGGAUAAUUAUAUGAUAAGAAGAUUUAGUGUUGUCAAUAUUAAGAGCAAUGAUUCGGUCAAAUUAACUCAAUAUCAUUUCAUGUUAUGGCGAAGUGGAGUCGUUCCUGAAGCUACUUUACCAAUUCUUAAACUAAUUGAGGUUGCCCUUUCCAGUAAUUCCUCGUCAACCUCACCGAUUGUGAUUCAUUGUAGCGGCGGUGGCGAUCGGUCAAGCCUUUUUGUUACCCUUUCAUCAUUAACCCAACAGAUACGAACUGAUGGACGUGUUGAUAUUUUUCAAACGGCUCGAUAUACUCGAUCUCAAAGGCCUUGUAUGCUUCAAACAAUUGCACAAUAUGAUUUUAUCUAUCGAAGUCUGAUAGAUUUUAUUGAUUCACAUAAUUUAUGUGAUAAUAUGAGUGACACUCAAUUGUGACAUUCCUGUAAAAGAUAUAAAUACGACUCAACUUUUUUUGUAAUUAACUUUUUAAAUGGUGAAUCGUAAGCCGACCAUAAUGAAAGCACAAGCAAAAGCAAUUUUGGCACAAAGGAAAUGCAAUAGAAUGUCAAUCGGAUAAUAAAACAAGUCAAUUUCAAUAAACUGGUUGCUGCAAUUUGACUAUCCAAUGAAACCAAGCACAACUACACUUGGAUGGUUAAAAAAGGAUUGACUGACCUUACUGAAUUGAAGCCAGACGAUGUCAAUUUCAAUUUAACAAGCAUCAAGCCAUUGUAAAAUAAAAACAAAUCCAAAAAAGGAUGGCGAACAGGAUGAUAGUUGCCGUUGAUUGUUGCAAUUUGUACAAUAUAAUAUGCUCAAAAUGUAAUUGCACAAGGAAAAUAAUCGAAAUGUCUUUUUUUAACAUUCAUUAUACUAUUCCUACAGAAAAGGCAACAAUGAGACUAUUCUUUCCCUUUCUUGAUUCACUAGUUAUCAUUCCUUAAAUUCACUUACCAGUUAUUGAUUAGUCUUUACUGGUUCAGUCAUAAUUUGAUACUAAAUCAGCAACUUUACCCACAGUUACCAGUUUUGUUUAUAAUCAAUAGUUGCAAUUGUUAAAACAAGAGUGAGAAAUUAACCUUUUUUGUUCAAUUCCUUUUCUAUGUUGAAACUUUGAACUCAUUCUCUAUCUCUAACCAUUUUUGACCAUUUCUUAUCUCAAUUUAAUCAUGAAUUUGAGGGUUUUUUGGAGAAAAACUGAAACAAAUUGAUUAUAUUUAUAUAACAUUAUACAUAUACAACAUAUAUAUUUGUACAGGCCAAUGUGCAAUUUUUAGAGUCAACCAAUCCAAUUUUGUGCCAAUUGACAGCAGUUUUAAUGAGGUAAAGAAAUGGUUAAUAAGUUGCUGAUUAUUGAGCUUCAAUUGAAGCUGAAAUUUCCACAAAAAUUGCUUCCCAUCUUCAUCUUCUUCCACUCCAUCUUUCCUACUCAAUUUUAUCUAGACUGAAAUCAAUUGAAGAGAUUCCAAAUAAAAAGAAACAAUUUUGAUCAAAUGUAAA
Messenger RNA from Tetranychus urticae (two-spotted spider mite), 6454 nucleotides. NCBI's taxonomy places the organism in Eukaryota, Metazoa, Arthropoda, Arachnida, Trombidiformes, Tetranychidae. The record is from RefSeq and is a predicted model, not a curated record.